Molecule: messenger RNA, 608 nt
Organism: Phodopus roborovskii (desert hamster)
Lineage: Eukaryota; Metazoa; Chordata; Mammalia; Rodentia; Cricetidae
Gene: Vstm5
Product: V-set and transmembrane domain containing 5
Exons: 4
Coding region: 1-591 (196 amino acids)
Biological process (GO): positive regulation of excitatory synapse assembly; filopodium assembly
Cellular component (GO): plasma membrane; dendrite; axon
Source: RefSeq, a predicted model, not a curated record
AUGAGGUGCGGGAGGAGGACCUGCGGCAUCCCGCUGGGGCUGCUCGCGCUCUGGGUGGCCGCCGCCCGCUGUCUGCAGAGUCAUGGUGUGUCACUGUACAUUCCGCGGUCAGCCAUCAACGCCACUGUCCAAGAAGACACGCUGCUGUCAGUGGACUAUUCCUGCCAUGGAGUGCCCACUAUUGAGUGGAAGUGCACCUCCAGCCGGGGUGAGCAGAAGAUCGCGGAGUGGAAACCCGGGACCCCAGCCAAUGUUUCCCAAAGCCACAGAGACAGAGUCUGCACCUUUGACAACGGCUCCAUCCAGCUUUUCAGUGUGGGCGUGAGGGAUUCUGGUUGCUACAUCGUCACUGUCACAGAGCACCCGGGGAGCCGACAGUUUGGCACAAUCGUGCUGCAUGUAUCUGAGAUCCGCUACGAAGACCUCCACUUUGUUGCUGUCUUCUUUGCUCUGCUUGCCGCUGUGGCUGUGGUGCUGAUCAGCCUCAUGUGGGUCUGCAAUCGCUGUGCGUACAAAUUCCAAAGGACGAGGAGACACAAACUCAAAGAAAGCGCCACUGAGGAACUUGAAAUGAAAGACAUCGAGUGUUAGCCAAGACUGUGCCCAAU